Messenger RNA from Pyricularia grisea, 519 nucleotides. RefSeq lists its product as uncharacterized. NCBI's taxonomy places the organism in Eukaryota, Fungi, Ascomycota, Sordariomycetes, Magnaporthales, Pyriculariaceae. The record is from RefSeq and is a predicted model, not a curated record. The coding region runs from base 1 to 519 and encodes 172 amino acids. The transcript has a single exon.
AUGAAUACCACCGUCCCAGCUUGGUCUAGCUCCAAAGAGCCUGGCCGAGACAACCCCCUCUGUCUCUCACCAUCAGAGCCACAGAGGGGCCGCAAACGGGUUCGGAGCCACCUACCAGUGAUGAGGCCACUACACCACGAACCCUCUUGCGAGUCUACUCUAAGGGGACGUCGCCGAAACAGAUCAAACUCACCCGUCGGCCCUGUUUCUCGCAACAGUUCAAUCGCGGCACGGGACCGGCGGCAAUCCCCAUUGAAACAGCGUCAUGUGAGCAUUAUCCAGCAGCAGCACAACACGCGCAGAAGUCAGUGUCCUUCGCGCUCUCGAUCGGCCAACGCACCACCUGGCAGCACUGGAGCCCAACGCCGCAGGCAACGCACCCGCAGCAGGAGUCGGGUUCAUCGAUUGGAGGGAAUGUUUAGCACGCUGGAGAUGAAUUCACCGCUGCAGUUUGAGGUCUUGAUAAAUGAGCCUUCUCUGGAGUCGGUGACCGUGGAGAGUAGGCAGCCAGAGGACUGA